Castor canadensis (American beaver) is the source of this 2133-nucleotide messenger RNA. The record is from RefSeq and is a predicted model, not a curated record. Lineage: Eukaryota; Metazoa; Chordata; Mammalia; Rodentia; Castoridae.
AUGACAUCUCUGAAGUCCAAGUGUAACCUGAAGGGCCUUCUGGAGAAGCUGAACCAUGAUGAGUUAAAGUGCUUCAAAUCUCUACUAAGACUCCGCUUGGAAUCUGGGGAGUACCUGCAGGAGUUCCCAUGGUAUGAGGUGGAAGAGGCCAAUGGCAAGAAACUGGCAGACAUUCUGAACAGCAAUUUCCCUGGCAGUAGCCUGAGAAAUGUGACCCUGCACAUCCUGGAGAAGAUGGACCUCACAGAAUUAUCUCAAACCCUGGAGGAUGUUCAAGCACAAGUAAUAUAUGAGCCAGUGCUGAGACACAAGGAAGAACGUUUGGAGAUAGAGAAGCCAGGUCAAAAGGAGGGAUGGAGAAACAUAAUAGAGAAAUUGUCUUUGGUCUGGAAAAAUAAAUUUUGUCCAAGAGACAGUGACCAUUUCCAAGACGUCACUCAGAGAAGCCAGAAAUUGAUACCAUUUUUGAGUCCCCAAAUGACCACAGAGCCAACGGCGCACACAGUAGUGUUGCAUGGUCCUUCAGGCGUUGGGAAAACCACAGUGGCCAAAAGGUGUCUCCAGGACUGGACAGAGGGCAGUCAGGCCUACCGAUGUGCCUUCUACCUUAGCUGCAGGGAGCUUAGCCACAUGGCGCCCUGCUCGUUUGUGGAGCUCAUCUCUAAGGACUGUCCUGAGUUGCAGGAUGACAUGGUGGACAUCCUUGCACAAGCACAGGAACUCCUGUUCGUGGUGGAUGGUUUUGAUGAGCUGAGGGUUCCAGUGCAGGCACUGAUCUGUGACAUCUGUGGAGAUACAAGUAAAGAGAAGCCAGUGCCCAUCCUGUUGAGUAGUUUACUGAAGAGGAAAAUAGUACCCAACGCCACACUGCUGGUCACCACAAGAUCCCGGGCCCUGCAGGAGCUCAUCCUGUUGGUAGAGCAGCCACUCUUCAUAGGGAUCCAGGGCUUCCUGGACCUGGACAGGCAGGCAUUCUUCCGGAAAUACUUUGGAGAUGAGGACCAGGCACUGCAAGCUCUCGUGGCCAUGAAGCGCAAUGAGGCUCUGUACUCUAUAAGUUCAGCUCCCGCCGUGUGCUGGGUAAUUUGCACCUGUCUGAAGCUACAGAUGGAGAGGGGGGAAGACCUUACCCUGACUUGCCAGAUCACCACAUCACUGUUCCUGCAGUUUCUCUGUUUCCAGUUCCAACCAGCACCUGAUGACAGCCCUAGCAGUCACCUUUCAGCCCCACUGGAGGCCUUGUGUCUCCUGGCUGCCCAGUGCCUGUGGACACAGGUAUCUGUGUUCUAUGAAGAAGACCUCAAGAGACUUGGGGUGAAGGAGUCUGACCUCCAUCCCUUCCUGGACAAGGGCAUCCUCCAGAAUGACAAUGACUGUAUGGACUGCUACUCCUUCAUGCACCUCAGUGUCCAGCAACUUCUGGCUGCCAUGUUUUACAUUCUGAAGCGUGAGAAGAAGGAAAUUCAGGACAGUUUUGAGCAGGAUAUUGAGGAUGUGUGGAAGCUGUUUUCCAAGGAAGCAAGAGUGAAGAACCCCAACCUGGCCCAGGUGGGGCUCUUCUUAUUUGGUCUCCUGAACAGGAAGAGAGCCCAGGAGGUGGAGACCACUUUUGGCUGCCAAACAUCAAUGGAGGUCAAACAGGAGUUACUGCAAGCCAAGCCUGGGGAGAAUCAACCCUUCCUCCACUUGAUGGAUCUGAGGGAGGUUUUCUCCUGUCUCUAUGAAUCUCAGGAGGAGGAACUAGCAGAGGAAGCCAUGGUCCCCUUUGAGGAAAUGUCUCUGCAAUUGAGAAAUAAUGCAGACCUAAUGAACUCUUCAUUCUGCCUCAAACACUGUCACAACUUGAGGAGAAUCUCAGUGCAGGUGGCCAAGGGGGUGUUCCCGGAGGACAGUGCUGCUUUGGAGUCCUACCUGCGGGGUGAGAGCUCCAACAAGAACUUGAGCCUUUUGGACAUCAGCCAAAGCUUCCUUAGCAGCCCUUCGGUGAGGAUUCUUUGUGACUAUGUAAGCCGUGUCUCCUGCUGUCUGCAGAAAGUCGUUGGGAGGACUGUCUUACAUCAGAGGGUCAUCAUUAGGCAAUUGGGCCAAGAGUUUGGAUGUGUGCAAAUGUCCACUGAGGGGGCGCAUUUGCAG